AUGGAGGAAAGCUCCAGUCGCCCGCGGGCGCUCUGCUGCAUAUGGGGAGAGCUGCGCGGCAUCCUGGUGACCUUGGAGAAUCUCCUUGGCCAAGUGCUCGAGCCAAUGGGUGCAGACCUGUUGGUCGUGGCACAGCGCGCGCUCGAGGACGAUCAGCAGCGAUGUCAGGCUCUCCGCGACAGUCUCGGGGACCGUUUGCUGUCUGCAGAGCUCUACGACAAGCCGGAUCCCGAGAUCUUCUUUGGCGACGGCAACUUCGAAGACAUGUCCAAGAUCAGAGGAAACUGGAUCAAUGCUGGGAACACGCAGGUUCUCAUCAAUCAUAAGAUUAUCGCUGACCAGCUUUCGUCGAAGGGGCUGGUUGAUCUCUACGAUCUCUUCAUGUUCACAAGGUCGGACUUCAUGCAUCUCAUCCCUUUUCCGCCAGCCGGGGAUCUUCUGCGGUGCGUGGGGCGUGGUGAUGUGCUGACGCAAGCUGGGCACGAGUUUGGAGGAGUAAACUACAACCUGGCCAUCGCCAGAGCUGACACGGCCCUUCGAUACCUCCUCGCCCCCUACGAGACGAUCGUGAGCCGGUCUUUGCCCAACCGCCAAAAGACCUACAACAUCGAGCUGUUCUGGCGUGUCAUUUUUGGUCAGAAGUCGCUCCGAAAUCUCCGGAUGCCCAUCACCUGCUUCGUGACUGCCGAGUCGACGGACGAUCGGACGUCCUGGCGGAAGAUCCAGUACUCAGAGGAGCACCAAGUGCUGUUCAAGUACGAGGUGCAGAUGGGAGAAGCCUUCAGCAACCAGAGCGCUUGGAAUCGCCGCCCUGAGUGGACGAUUCUUCGACCUCCUCUCGGCCUGCAGGUGACGGAGGCCCAUGGCCAAGCACGUCGGCUGUUCGGCUUGCAGCUGGCCGAGAAGGUGCCAGAGCGUGCGGCACAGGCCGCCACCGGAUCCAAGCGGGAGGCUGCAGGGAGAAAGAAGGCCGGCGCGGCCGGCGCGGAACCUCUGCAGAUCCCGACCCAGGAGGAGGCAGUCGAGGAGGACGUUGAAGACGCGGACGUGGAGAAGGACGGGCCUGCCGAUGCGGAAGUGGCCUCGGAGGAAGUGGUCCGCUUCCAUGGCGCGCCGAGGAAGGGGUGGGACCGCUACUUUCGAGGAAUGCACUGCAACGCAAGGAAUGUCAUCACUUGGAAGGGUCGGGGAACCUUGCCGGAGCCCCCGAAGACAGGGCCGAGCUGUUCCGGCUGCUGGCUGCUGCCCACCAGUGACGAGGCAGCUGUUGCAGUCGCUCAACAGCAAGACGCUUUGCGGAACAUGGGCUGGCGAAUUGUGACCUCGGAGGUGGAGGUUCUACGAGACCUUGGCAACAAAGUGCGUCUGCAGGACUUUGCUAAGGCAUAUGGACUCUCGGGCUACUUGCCAAGACGCUUCGACUCCCCUGCGAGCGCCAGCUACCCCUGCAUUCUCAAGCAGGCCUUCGGCGAGUUUGGCAAGGAGUGCCGGAUUGUGCAUUCGCCGGAAGAAGCACAGCAGGUCGCCCCACACGGCCUGGGCACGCGCUGGGUGAUGCAGGAACUGAUUCGUGGGCGUUUCGAGGUGUCCACCACGGUACUGGUGGACUCUGGUCAGAUCCUGGAUGAGAUCAGCAGCUGCUACGAAUACGACUCUGAUACCUACGUUUGGCCGCGCUGCCGCCGUGUGAGCAAACAUCUGCACUCUGUGCCGGAGGAGCACAUGCUCGUUUUCCAAGAGUUUCUGCGGCAGUACCGCGGCAUCUGCAAUUUCAACUACAAGGUCCGUGAGUCGGGUCAGCUGAGCAUCUUUGAGCUGAACACCCGAAUAGGGGGUGAUUUGGCCGUGGAUGCUCCGCGUGAUCGCGCACGAGCGCUGCUGGAAAAGCUCGACGAGCACUUCAACUCGAUGCCCAAGUAUGGCUUCGAUCCAAGCAAAAUUCUCGAGCUUGACACGAACGAGUGCGUCCAAAACUACGAGAACGAGUUCCUAGGCCCCGCUACCACCGAAUCUGCAUUCUCGGUGCCGCUGCUCCACCUACUGCUUGCAAGAGAGAUGAGCAUGGCUCAGCGCGCGGCUUGCGGAAUGAGCUCCCGACUGGGAGCCUUCCUCUAG
This is a messenger RNA of Symbiodinium sp. CCMP2456, 2115 nucleotides long. NCBI's taxonomy places the organism in Eukaryota, Dinophyceae, Suessiales, Symbiodiniaceae. The record is from the annotation of a GenBank genome assembly.